CAAUCGCUGCGUAGCCUCGUCUAGGGGCCUUUCAAGUCACUCGUUAUCGUCACUCUUUUGUAACAAUGUUCAGCGAAACCCUCGUUGCAGUCCUCCUCCUGCUCGAAGGCGUUGACUCCCACCGGCAUCAUGGAUUUCAUAGCCACGGGGAAUUGAGACGCUCAGUCAUACAUAGCCCAAGAGCAGACGAAGAAGCAGCGAGGCGAGGAUCAGACAACGUUUUUGUGAAAAUCUCCCACGACCGGCCAAUUCUAGUCCCAUCAAGAGCAGAUCAUCCCCAGAAGCCUGUCGGAGUCGAUAACAAAGACAGCCCCAUCCAAACCAACAAGUUCUACGCGAACUUCUUCGCAAACAACCAAGAUAAUGCGACGUGGACUCACCCUUACUCGGUCUGGUGGUCCAACGAUACCGUCAAGCAGGGCCAUGGGCUGUCAAUUUCUCAUACGGAUCGGCGCGACUUCAUCUACGGGCCUGGAGAGCCCGUUCAAUCUUUCGAGGAUCCAUUCUUUGAUCAGUCUAUUGCCCUUUCGGCGCGAGAGCUGCAGAAUGGAACGGUUUUGACUACGGACUCAUUGACAGCGUUCUCCGCCAAUGUCAACCUUGCAACGAGAAAAGGCGCCAAAGCGCUUGUCUCAUUUCCCGUAGUUCAGGGGAUGGCGUUCGUCACAGGCAUUUAUAACGACGCCACCGUUCUCAUCCAGUCUCAAAAGCAAUUCUAUAACAUCACCGACCUUCGCUUGAGUCCUCAUGGCCUUGGGGCCACAGUAUAUGGGUGGAAUGCUCGGUUGGGCGAUGGGUCGAACUGGUUGAUCUACCUUAAUCCAACUAUCACGUCUGAGAGACCAACUCUUCGAAUGACCGAUAAAGGAACCAUUUUGGGUCCAAAACAGUUCACUGGAACUGUUCAAGUAGCCAAGAAUCCAGCAGGCAGAGCCGGCAUCGACGUCUUCAGCAAGGCCGCUGGGGCAUACCCGGUUGGCGCCACACUCUCGGGCUCUGUGUCUGGCAAGACUGGAACCUACACCCUGGCGUGGGAAAAGAAGGGGAUAAAGCAACAAUCACUUCUCAUGUUUGCUUUACCGCAUCAUGUCAAGUCAUUUGACACAAAGACAGCCAGGGGUCUCACGAAUAUCACACUGGCCAGUACGACCAAGGGGAUUGCCACAGCUACGCUUGCGGACGAGUUCACCAUGGUGGAACAUGACCUUCCAACGGACAUUGGCUUCGAUCCGUGGUCACCUCGUCUCGGAUCAGUAGGAUCCGCGGGCUCAGCGGCAAUGGUUUCAGAAGACGCUAAAACAGCCAUUAUUAGUGCAGCGAAGAUCGAGCUUGCUCGGGACAUUACGACCCUGACCAACUUGACAUCCAAGUACUAUGCUGGAAUUGCCUUUUCAGUAUACGCGAGGGCGAUUUAUGCUGUCAACAAUAUUGCCGGCGAUACUUCAUUCACGGCUAGCUCACUCACCAAGCUUGAGGCUGCGUUUGACAAGUAUGUCAACAAUCAAGAGCCAAACCCCUUAUUUUACGACGACGUAUGGAAAGGCCUGGUCUCUUCGGGAUCGUAUGGCAACAACGACUCUUCGAUUGACUUUGGUAACACAUAUUACAACGAUCACAACUUUCACUACGGCUACUACGUGUAUGCUGCUGCAAUUAUUGCGCACUUCAACCCAUCUUGGUUGACAAAGAACGAUGGCCUAAACAAGAUUUGGGUCAACAAUUUGAUCCGCGACUGGUCCAACCCAUCGACUGAAGACCCUUUCUUUCCUUUCUCACGAAAUUUCGACUGGUUUCACGGCCACAGCUGGGCCAGAGGCGUCCUAGAGGCGCCGGACGGCAAAGAUCAAGAGUCCUCGGCCGAGGAUGCCUUCUCGACGUACGCGAUCAAGAUGUGGGGCAAAGUUAUUGGUGACGCCAAGCUCGAGGCCCGAGGCAAUCUUCAACUUGCGGUGACGGCGCGCAGUCUUCAAUCGUACUUCCUCAUGGCAAGCGAUAACGAUGUGCAACCGCCUAACUUCAUCGGCAACCGCGCCACGGGCAUUCUCUGGGACAGGAAGAUCAACCACACGACGUACUUUGGCGACGAGAUCGCCUAUAUUCAGGGCAUUCACAUGCUUCCAAUUGUGCCGAGCAGCGCAUAUGUACGUAAGGCUUCCUUCGUGCGUGAGGAAUGGGAUCAGUACUUUGCUGGCAACAAGUCGGGGUCUCUCACUAGCGGUGGUUUCGCGGGCCAUGUGUACGCGAACCUCGCGAUUGCGGAUAUGGCUGGUGCGGUUGAGAGUUACGAGUUCAUGAAGAAGCAAACCCCUAGCAGCCCCUACCUCGACGGGGUGAGCUUGACUUGGAACCUCGCUUACACGGCGGCGUUGGGAGGCAGCCUGGGAUCUAACUCGACUUUGAACUCAACGAGCGGAGCGGUCUAA
Molecule: messenger RNA, 2423 nt
Organism: Colletotrichum godetiae
Lineage: Eukaryota; Fungi; Ascomycota; Sordariomycetes; Glomerellales; Glomerellaceae
Product: family 81 glycosyl hydrolase
Exons: 1
Coding region: 66-2423 (785 amino acids)
Cellular component (GO): cell surface
Molecular function (GO): glucan endo-1,3-beta-D-glucosidase activity; endo-1,3(4)-beta-glucanase activity
Source: RefSeq, a predicted model, not a curated record